This is a messenger RNA of Apodemus sylvaticus (European woodmouse), 2374 nucleotides long. RefSeq names its product nucleic acid binding protein 1 (gene Nabp1). Gene Ontology annotation, molecular function: DNA binding. Gene Ontology annotation, cellular component: SOSS complex. NCBI's taxonomy places the organism in Eukaryota, Metazoa, Chordata, Mammalia, Rodentia, Muridae. The coding region runs from base 479 to 1072 and encodes 197 amino acids. The record is from RefSeq and is a predicted model, not a curated record. The transcript has 6 exons. Gene Ontology annotation, biological process: double-strand break repair via homologous recombination; response to ionizing radiation; mitotic cell cycle checkpoint signaling.
UUCGCCAGUUUGCUGCUUGGGACGUGGUCUGCGCGGUUGGUGAACAGCGUUGCCGUUUUGCUGUCACGUACCUUCCCUGAGCCUGGGACUGAGGGGGCGCGCGCGUGUGCGUGUGUUGUGUGAGGGACAGCGGGACUCGGGCAGGGCCGUUCCCUGCUCCCCUUUCCCUUAGCGGAGGCGGCCGUGCGCACGCUUGUCUGCUCGCCUCUCACUUGGGAGCGGGCUCGGGGUGCGGAGUGCGUCUUCCUAUUUUUUGAUUUUGGAACUUGUGAGAGUCUUUUUUCCCCACCCUCUUAAUUUUUUUUUUUCUUUUGGCGUGGUGCUUCGAGGGCUGGUUUCCCCAGCCCCUGAAUAACCGCUUCCUGACCCCGGUCGCCAGUCCUGCCCCAGGUUGCCCCCUCCCGGCUCUGCCCCUGGCCCCCGAGGGUGGGAAGCCUUGCCUAGCGGGUCUCUGAAGCGUAGCCGCACCUGCCUCAAUAUGCAUGGGGUCAACGACCCUCCUCUUUUUAUAAAAGACAUUAAGGCCGGCCUGAAAAACUUAAAUGUCGUCUUUAUUGUCCUGGAGAUAGGACGAGUGACCAAAACCAAAGACGGCCAUGAAGUGAGAUCCUGCAAAGUAGCUGAUAGAACGGGAAGCAUCACUAUUUCUGUAUGGGAUGAGAUCGGAGGGCUCAUACAGACAGGGGAUAUUAUUCGGUUGACCAGAGGAUAUGCAUCAAUGUGGAAAGGAUGCUUGACACUUUAUACUGGAAGAGGCGGUGAACUUCAAAAAAUUGGAGAAUUUUGUAUGGUGUAUUCAGAAGUGCCAAAUUUCAGUGAGCCAAACCCAGAUUAUAGAGGACAGCAGAACAGAGGGGUGCAAAAUGAACAGAAGGAUAAAAUGAGCGCCAAUACAUUCGGGCCAGUGGGAAAUGGUGAUCAGACUGGUCCUGAAUCUAGGGGAUAUCAUCCAUAUGGCAGAAGCAAUGGUCCGGGACCUAUCAGUCCACAGCUGCCAGGAGCAUCUAGUAGUCAAACAGUCAGGACCACAAUAAGUAAUGCCAGAGAUCCGAGGAGAGCCUUUAAAAGAUGACCUAAGCCAAAGAGACACAUGUAGUUUUUUAAACUACGUGACCUACUUGAACACUUAGUGCACUUUUAUUUAUUCUUAACUGUGAAAACUUUGUCUCUUACGGGUUUCCUUUUAUAUUUUUGGUUUGUUAAAAAGAGUAGUUGGUUUUUACUGAAAAAAAACUUAUACUGCUCAGUUACAUCCUAUUGAAGAAUAGGAACUCUGAAAGCAGGAACAUUUAUUUUUAGAGCAAGAACUUACUGGGUAUCACUUGAAAAUCUGUCCCUGUUUCGAGGGUGAGUUACUUAAGGCACCAGCUUAUAUAUAGCCUCUAUGAGUCUGGCUUCUGCAUAAACUUUGUAAUGUUUGUCAUAAUGUUUAAUGGAAAAUGUUCUUUUGUCUUAAACUUGGAUAUUGCCACCUGAAGCAAUAACCACCCCAAGCCAGAAACUUGGUCAGUGUUGACAUUUUUUUUUAAAGUAUUUGUGAUCCAGGAAUGACUUGAAUUCCUAGAGUUACUGCCUGCCAUUAAGAUUUUUUUCAAGGACAGAAUCAUCCUAAACUCUUGUUUAAUGACCAGAUAACCAAAUUCUUUAUCAGAAUUAUGGAAUAAAAUAUGUAAUGUAACAAGUAAAUUUUAGAAGAAAACUGUUUAAGAUAAUGCUCUUAACAUUCGUUGCAAACACUGAAGAUUACAUUGAAGAAAAAUUUACAACUGAGUCCCUGAAUGUUUUAUUUUUGAAGUUAGCAUGUUAAAUGUUGACGUGUAAUUGGAGGGAUUGAAGGGAGCUCUAACACCUUAUUGGUCUCAUUGAUACUAGUUGUAAUACUUUUGAGACAGGGUCUUUCUAUGCAGCCCUGGCUGGGUUAGAACUUGUUAUAUAUUAUCAGGUGGGUCUCUGAACUAUAUUGGCCUGCCUCUCUCUUCCUGGUGCUGGGAUUAAAGUUGUGCAGCCUCAUACAAGGCUAAUGUGAUUAUUUAAAAAAAAAAAAAGAAUACUCAUGGUAGUUAUUGUAGCAAAUACAAAUCCAAUUGAAUUCAUAUAGACAUGUAACUACCGGUUCUAAGUAGUCAGGUAGAAGUAGACAUUCCCUGUCUUCCAGGGGUGUGUGUGUUUAAAGUUUCUGAACAAGUCACCAUAGCCUUACUAGAUGGCUCAAGAAGUGAUUAUACCUUUGUUAAGGUGGGAUAUUUGUGAUGGGACUUCACUUAUGGUGGGUAAUUGGUAAUUUUUUUCAUUGUUAAUAUUUGUCUCUCUUUAAAGAUUGUCUCGAGUAAAACUUGCUCUAAUGAUACCUACUUUUUUUUUUUUUUUAAUUCUU